Messenger RNA from Vanessa tameamea, 1323 nucleotides. Its product is annotated as gustatory receptor for sugar taste 43a-like. The record is from RefSeq and is a predicted model, not a curated record. Gene Ontology annotation, biological process: chemosensory behavior; sensory perception of taste; male courtship behavior. Bases 1 to 1323 code for a protein of 440 amino acids. NCBI's taxonomy places the organism in Eukaryota, Metazoa, Arthropoda, Insecta, Lepidoptera, Nymphalidae. The transcript has 9 exons. Gene Ontology annotation, cellular component: neuronal cell body; axon; membrane.
AUGAAGGUAUCUGCAAAAUGUCCAGUGGGAGGUGCGUUAGCAUUAGUCCUUCGUAUGUCCCGUUUUGUGGGCGUUGCUCCGGUUAUUUUAACGCAAAAUGGCAUCCGUCUUUCCCGUCCUCUGACAUUUUAUAGCUAUUUUGUCGUCACAGCUAUCAGUGGUGUUAUACUCUCUGGAUUCGCGUUGGAUCUUUUAACUGAACCGAAGCGAUCGUUGCGCGUGCGCACGCCUACCUCCCGAAUGAUAUGGGUGGCAAAUCUUUCAAUAGUCAUUCUCAUUACGUCAGUUGCAGCGUACAGAGCUCCGGCGCGUUUCUUGUGCAUUAUCAAUUGCUUGAAACAAAUUCAAAAGAUUAAAAUCUUUAUAAACGGUGAAAAUAACAUAGAUUUGUUUGAAAAACUCAAAACUGUGAUGAUAAUAUCGACUUUAGUUGGCUUGGGAUUUCUAGUAUUUUUCGAUAUUUACGGCUACGUGACAGAAGCACUCACUCAUGGCCGAGAAGUACGAACAUUGUUUCUUUACUCGUUUCUGUAUUACGAGUACUUUAUUGUGCUAUUGGUAGAAUUGCAAUUCAUCUUGAUCGCGCAGAAACUACUAUCAGCCCUGCGAUUGGUGAAUGAUGCAUUGCAGCAGCUGAUGGUCAGCUUUAAAACUCAACGUAACAAUUAUUACAAUCGUUUUCGAAAUGAAUUUACGAGCUAUGAUAAUUACGCUUUAAAAGAAAGUUCAACCGUUCCAAACAAAGUCAUAAAUUAUGUGGUCGACUCCUUAACUGUUAAAGAAAAACUUGACGAUAAGAAGUAUUUUCGAAGCGACAAUAGGACAGUGCGUGAUUUGUCUAACGCAUAUACCGGAAUCUGUGAUAUUUUGAGGCGUAUCGAUGACAGUCACGGUUUUCUACUACUAUUGAUACUGAUUUCUUUCUUUAUGCAAUUAAUAAUAACACCAUAUUAUCUUAUUACGACUCUAUAUACGUCUAUGAAUCAAAUAAAUUAUAUAUUGCUUCAAAUAAGCUGGUGUAUGUAUCAUAUAAUCAGCAUGCUCAUGGUUGUGGAACCGUGCUACCAGACCCAAAAAGAGAUGGAUAGGACUCAGAUGCUCGUCUUGUACUUGUUGAGGUACAUUUCAUCUACUGACCCCAUGUUUGUGGACGUAGACAUUUUCUGCAAGCAGUUAUACCUUGACCGGCCAAGCUAUACGCCGCUUGGAAUGUGCACUAUUUCGAGACCGCUCACUGUUACGAUAAUCGGUGCCGUGAUGACAUAUCUCGUUAUAAUUUUCCAACUCCGCUCUUACGAGUCUAACAGCAAAGAUCAAUUGUAG